This is a messenger RNA of Pyricularia oryzae 70-15, 1854 nucleotides long. RefSeq lists its product as uncharacterized. Lineage: Eukaryota; Fungi; Ascomycota; Sordariomycetes; Magnaporthales; Pyriculariaceae. The coding region runs from base 1 to 1854 and encodes 617 amino acids. The record is from RefSeq and is a predicted model, not a curated record. The transcript has a single exon.
AUGGAGAUCAAAAGCAAACCGAGGGGGUUUUACGGCAGAGCCGGCGUCGGCAUCGGACGCAGCAGCAGCAGGAGCAAGAGCAAGAGCGGCAACAAGAGCAUCAGGUCUGCAUCCAGCGGCCGUCGGGAAAGGAGCAACAGCAGUCGCCAGACGUCAAAGCCUAUGGAGUUUGUCCCCGUCCACACGCCCGAUCGGCCGACGCACCCAGUCACCGACAUACCAUCAGACGAGGAAUGUUAUGCAAUUUUCUCAGGGAUCCAGGCGCACAACAUUCAGGUGCAGAGUCAGGAUUCAGGAGCGGAAAGGAGGGUGGCGACUUGGAUUCUGAGAGGUGACCCGGCUCUGCCUCAUGCAGAGAGCCUGACGCUGAGUCCGCCUGCCCAGAGGAGAUCCGUCUCGACGGAAUCUUCGGGAGGUACUAUGGCUUCAGCUGCGGGAAGGACGGUCGGCAUCAAUAAUAUUAUGAAUGAUUUCGAAGACCGUCGUCCAAAGACUGCGCCUUCACCCAGAAGCACUACGGAUAGUGCUUUCUCAUCUAUUGUCCCAGUGUCUCCGGAAAGUACGUAUCGGAUGCAGCCAGAAGUCAUGGCAUGGCCUGGAAGUGUUGCUGCAAACACGUUUCAACUCAUGCGUCAGCAACUCUCACCAUCGCCUCCAGAAUCAGAGUGUACGCCAGGUCAUGCCGAACAGCAGACUUGGUCUUUUCAGGAGACAGCAAAAAGCUACUACGACUGUCCGGGCAUGCUGCCCAGCCCGGCUGCGUCUCUCUCGAUACCCUCCAUAACCCCGGCGCUCAGCAAGCAGGUGUUGUCGCUGUAUAAUCGCGAGUCCGUCUACCCGGACGCAUUGACGCCCACUCGCUGGAACACGGUAAACAGCGGUCCCAGGUCAGCACCUCCUUUCCCAGGACACGUCAUGCCUGCCGCCGCCCCACCCAGGCCAUCAAACCAGACGCAGAUCGCCUGCACGACCAAUGGCGAACAGAUCUGCAGACUCUGCCGCAGGCCGGGGAUGAUGGGCGGCGGAGCGCUCUGCCUGCGGUGCGAAAAUAGCUACCUGCCGGUGACGAGCGGCGUGUUUGGCGACAACACCCACGCCUCGCCAGAAAGCGACCAGGAGAGGGGCAGGGUCAGGAGGCGGCAGGACGACAUGGAUGGCGACAACGUGCAAGAGAAGCCGUUCAGUCUCGGCCCGCCCCCGCCCCGCCGAAAGGGCCUGGGCAGGACGGCCAAGCCGUCGCCGCGCGGGCAGCGGGGGCAGCGAGAAGACAGCAGCAGGGAGGUGUCUCCGACGCCUGCCAGGGUGGGCAUCGCGCGCGGCAUCAGCAUCAAGGCCGCCAUGUCGCCCAGAAAGAUCCAGCUCAUCAGCCCUGGCUUACGCCCUGGAGACUUUCCUGGGUUUCCAAGGGCGCCGGGCGAGAGUGGCGGUGCUGCAAAGUCGCUGCCCAGUCGCGACGCUAGCGUCAUGCGUAGGGCUGGGCUAGCUAGCCCACUUCGGUUCAACGAGGCGUUGGAUCCGUUGCAGCGAGACGCGGCUCAGAGGGAGGCGCAUGAUGAAGAUGCAACAAACCGUGAAGACUGGACAGAUGACUGGGAUGGUUUCGACUACUACUUUGAACCCAAAGAGACUUCUGAGCGUAACGAGGGGCAUCUCGCUGCCGCAAUCCAUAGACAAUUACCCGACGUCGACGAGUGCAGCAGCGGAUCAGAGGACCAAGACCAAGUGCCUGCUCUUGAGCCCUCGCCCAUCUCCCCAAUCCUUAGUAAGCUUCGUCGCAGGGAGGAGGAUAGGACGCUGAGAUCGGAUCAGCCGCUGGUUCGCUUCUUCAGGUCACCAGAGCCUGCUUUCUUCUGA